CCUGCCCCUGACUGCCCAGUCCCCACUUCUGACCCCCCCGACACCCCACUCAGAGCCCCCAGCUGGUCACUGCCCCCCUGACCGCUCCCGGCUGGUCCCUGCGCCCAGGAGGUAGCCAGUGGCAUGUGGGCCCGGAUCGGCUGAGCCCCCUCCCGCGGGGGAACAUGCACUGGGUACCUGCGGAGCUGGGAGUCCCCGGAUCCUGACAUGGCCACGCUGGGCACCGCGGGCUCUGACCUGCCGCUGGAGGAUGGGGAGUCACUGCCCCCCAACUCCCCUGGAGCCCCCCGGACCCAGGUGAAGGAGGAGGGGCCCCAGUCGAGGCCAGAGGCAGCGAUCACCCCAGAGACCGAGGUGCUGGGCACUGAUGGGGAGGGGUCGACGCACAGUGCUGCGGAGGAGCCGGAGCGGCGCCGGAGGAAGGGGCCAGCGCCGAAGAUGCUGGGCUCGGAGCUGUGCAGCGUCUGCGGGGACAAGGCCUCGGGUUUCCACUACAACGUGCUGAGCUGCGAGGGCUGCAAGGGCUUCUUCCGGCGCAGCGUGAUGAAGGGGGCGCAGUAUGUGUGCCGGGGCGCCGGGCACUGCCACAUGGACCUCUACAUGCGCCGCAAGUGCCAGCUCUGCCGGCUCCGCAAGUGCCACCAGGCCGGCAUGCGCGAGCAGUGCGUGCUGUCAGAGGAGCAGCUGCGGAAGAAGAAGGUGCAGAGGCAGCAGCAGCAGGGGGUGGGGGGGGAGGCGCCGCCGCGAGGGCCCCCCCUACCCGCCACGCCCCCGGCGGAGCCGGCCCGGCUCAGCCCCCAGCAGGAGCUCAUGAUCCAGCAGCUGGUGGCUGCCCAGCAGCAGUGCAAUAAGCACUCCUUUAGCGACCAGCCCAAGGUCACGCCGUGGCCCCUGGGCACCGACCCCAACAGCCGGGAAGCCCGACAGCAGCGCUUCGCCCACUUCACCGAGCUGGCCAUCAUCUCGGUGCAGGAGAUCGUCGACUUCGCCAAGCAGGUGCCUGGAUUCUUGCAGCUCACAAGAGAGGACCAGAUUGCGCUGCUCAAGGCCUGCACCAUCGAGAUCAUGCUACUGGAGACGGCUCGGCGCUACAACCACGAGACGGAGAGCAUCACCUUCCUGAAAGACUUCACCUACAGCAAAGACGACUUCCACCGCGCCGGCCUGCAGGUGGAGUUCAUCAACCCCAUCUUCGAGUUCUCACGGGCCAUGCGGCGGCUGCAGCUGGACGACGCGGAGUUCGCCCUGCUCAUCGCCAUCGACAUGUUCGCGGCCGACCGGCCCAACGUUCAGCAGCACGGCCAGGUGGAGGCGCUGCAGCAGCCCUACGUCGAGGCCCUGCACGCCUACACCCUCAUCAAGCACCCACAGGACCGGCUGAUGUUCCCGCGGAUGCUGAUGAAGCUGGUCGCCCUACGCACACUCAGCAGCGUCCACUCGGAGCAGGUGUUCGCCCUCCGCCUGCAGGACAAGAAGCUGCCCCCGCUGCUCUCCGAAAUCUGGGACGUUCAUGAGUAACCGGGGGUCCGGGACCUCCCCCUCCCCCAACGUGGACUGCAGGGACCCCCUCCCAGCUGGACCUCCCCCCUAGGGGCCUCCGUGGAUGAAGCAUCCCCAGUCACCACCUGCAGGUGGGGGAGUGGGGGUCCAGCCUCAGAGACAAUGGGGGCCUGCUGUGGGUCGGCCCAGCCCCCUCCCCCAAUUUGGGGAGGGCUACGAAGCACUUUUCUCUGCCCCUCUACCAUCUACCUGCCUGGGGGAGCCUGCUGGGGUGUGGGGGGGAUUCAGGGCUGAAUAGACCCCAGCCCCGUGGUGGGGCGUGGAGCCGGGGGCCCUCCCGCUCUGACACCAAGAGCUGUUUUAUUGGGGGAUCAUCACGGGGCCGGAGCAAUGGUCCCUCCCCCAACUUGGAUCCCCCCAGCAGACGGGACCCCAACCCCCUCGCUGCUUCCUCUUAUGCAUAGGCCAUGAAUGCCCCCCUGCUGGACUCGGGCUGCAUGGAUGGGGCGGCUGGGGGCGCCCCUACCCCGGAUGGGGCACAGACCCCUAUGGAAAUAAAGCAAUCAUAGCACAGCA
Molecule: messenger RNA, 2076 nt
Organism: Dermochelys coriacea (leatherback sea turtle)
Lineage: Eukaryota; Metazoa; Chordata; Testudines; Dermochelyidae
Gene: NR1H2
Product: nuclear receptor subfamily 1 group H member 2
Exons: 9
Coding region: 208-1518 (436 amino acids)
Biological process (GO): lipid metabolic process; positive regulation of transcription by RNA polymerase II; negative regulation of transcription by RNA polymerase II
Molecular function (GO): RNA polymerase II cis-regulatory region sequence-specific DNA binding; nuclear receptor activity; zinc ion binding
Source: RefSeq, a predicted model, not a curated record